Owenia fusiformis is the source of this 2376-nucleotide messenger RNA. The record is from the annotation of a GenBank genome assembly. Lineage: Eukaryota; Metazoa; Annelida; Polychaeta; Sabellida; Oweniidae.
CUUGAGAAGCGUAGUGCUAUAUAAAGAAACGUACAACAUUUUAACCCAAAAGCAGGGACAGAAUCGGGCAGACAUCUAAAGGCACGCAUUGAUUGAGAACUACAGUUGUUCCUUUCACACCACUCCAAACUACGAUGGAUUCUAUUUUGUGCGAUAUAUGCAAGGAAAGUGGCGAUACUACCACGGCCGAGUCACGUUGUAUCGAAUGCGCAACGUUCUUAUGCAAGUACUGUGAAAGGGCACACCGAAGAUUCACGCAGACGAAAUCACACCAAGUGUACAAGCUAACUGGAACUUCCAAAAAAGACAGAGAGAGGGCCAGAAAAGAGAGUAAAUUACGCGACGUCAAUUGCGACAAACAUACUGACGAAGAGCUGAAUUUGUUCUGUACUGAUGACCAAACCGUCGUAUGUAACGUUUGUGCAAGAGAAAACCACCCUGGUCACAAUAUCGUGGAUAUCGAAGAAGUAGCAGAUGACGAGAAAACUAAUCUAAGACUUUUGCAAGGACUUGCUAUCCAACGAAAGGCACUGCUCGAUGACAAUCUAGAAGACUCGAAGGUAGCUUUGCAAGAGUAUGAUCGAAAAACCAGAGCGCUUUUAGAUGCCAUUAAUGCCGACUAUGACGCCAAACGUCGUGAGCUGGAACAACAUUUCGAUAUGCUACGUAAUAAUGCAAAGGCUAAAACUGAUGUGGAAGUUGAUAAGAAAAAAGCCAAACAAAGAGUCAUAGAAGGUGACAUUAAUAUUACCGAAGACACUAAACAAGCAGCGACUGAUCUUAUUGCCGACGGCCAUCCUAUUGAAAUUAUGAGAGCUAGCAAAGGAACAACAAAGAAGCUGAAUGAUUGGAAAGAACUGCCUGAAAAAGAUACCGUAGAAAUGCAUACGUUCACCUAUGAACCGGGAACCCUUGACCUAACGAACAUGGGUCAUGUAAAACGGGAACUGAGGAAUUUGUGCGAGCCGAAGAUCGAAAAAAGAACGAAUGUGGGCACAGCCUUUACGGGAGGCUCUAUAGGGCAUGACAACAACAUCGUAGUUUGUACCUCUACUCAUAUUUACACGUACGAUGUCGACAGUUUCGUUAAACAACAUACUAGUACAGCAGAUGGCACAUUCUACGAUGUCUGUCGUAUCCAAUGAAACCGUUAUGCAGCAACGGAUUCUAAAAAUAAAUGCAUCACUAUUUUCGAUAAGAACCUGGCCCGUGUAAAGAGCAUUGGUAAUUUCCAAAUUCCCCACGGUAUAUACGCUGCCCCGAAGGGACAACUACUUGUGACGGACAAAGGAGCCAAAUGUGUAUUUCUUAUUGACAGCGAUACUGGCGCUCAAGUGGCUACCAUUGGGAAAGGAAAGUUCGAUCAUCCAGAAAAUGUCGUCAUUACUAGCAACAACAUUGUUGUAAUUUCCGAUUACACUAAAUCGUUUGUGAAAGGCUUCACAUUGAACGAUGACGAGGUUUUCAGCUUUGGAUCGUACGGUACAGGGAACGGGCAAAUGCGUAAUCCAUGGGGAAUGACGAUCGAUGCAAAUGAUUACGUUCUAGUGGCUGACUAUACCAACAGCAGGACCCUUAUUCUUGAUGACAACGGAAAAUUCGUCAAAUACUUAGCGACCCCUGGGCAACCAAUUCUACAGAUAGCUAGACCAAUGGCAGUUAUUGACAGUAUACGAAUGAAUUGAACUUGCGUUAUUCAUCGGCACAAACAUUUAUAUUCAUACUUUCUUGUUACUAUUGAAAGUUGUUAUAGUGUCAUUUAGAGUUGAGUGUCACUGGUUAACAUUUGGUACAUACAGACACUGUACAUAAAUAUAACAUUUAAGAAAAGUCAAUAUCGGCUUAUAAAACACUGGACUUUAAAGAUCAAUUCAGAUGCAUUUUGCAUAUAUUGAUAAAUAGUAAGAAAUCCAUAUGUAUAAUAAAAUAAUUGACAUGUUAAAAUUUAUGAAAGAUUAUAUGGUAUUAUUGAAUACAAAAUGAAACGGGGCAUUGGCACUUAUUGCAAUGAAUUCGGUACAUAAGGAUAUCUCAAAUUAUUAUAUUGCAGUCAACCGUUCAAGGUCAAAUUGUCUUUUCAUAAACAUUUUGUAUAAAGAGCAGCCCAUUGUUUCUGGGUUGAUUUCGAGUGCAUGCACGAGGCUUAUGAAUAAAAAAUAUAUAACUCAUUGUCAGAAUUUGUUUUUAUAUGUGGUAUUGAGAUGUCAGUUACAGUUUUAUAAAAAUGUGAUCUCAAGAUGGAGCAUUGUUUACAAUGGAUGGCAAAAUGGAUUUCAUCUUCAACAAAAUUACAAUCACAAUUUACAUGUUCGAUCAUCCAAUGCUGUAUUCGAUUUUGUGAGGAAGCCAAAUGUUUGGUUUGAAACACAAUAAAAU